Molecule: messenger RNA, 889 nt
Organism: Cucurbita pepo subsp. pepo (vegetable marrow)
Lineage: Eukaryota; Viridiplantae; Streptophyta; Magnoliopsida; Cucurbitales; Cucurbitaceae
Product: ubiquitin-conjugating enzyme E2 2
Source: RefSeq, a predicted model, not a curated record
AUAAUUCAUUUUUUUUUUAUCUGUUUGUGUUAUAAAUGCAAUAAUAUAAGCAACAUUCUGGAUUUUCUUUGCGCUCUUUCUGACUUUGAUCGUGUUUUGGCCACCGGAGAAGUCUCUCAUCGACCAGUCCCUCUCGUUAGACCGGAAGAGCAUUGAGAUCGGAUUUUUAUUUGAUUUAGUUUCUAAAUCAAUCGAGAUCAGCGAGGGCUCUCGCUGCGUUAGGUUACAGCCGGUGAGGAUGUCUACUCCUGCGAGGAAGAGACUGAUGAGAGACUUCAGGAGGUUGCAACAAGACCCACCUGCCGGCAUCAGUGGUGCUCCCCAAGACAAUAAUAUCAUGCUAUGGAAUGCUGUUAUAUUUGGGCCAGAUGAUACACCUUGGGAUGGAGGUACGUUUAAACUGACCCUUCAGUUCACUGAGGAUUAUCCAAAUAAGCCACCGACAGUCCGUUUUGUCUCUAGAAUGUUCCACCCUAACAUUUAUGCCGAUGGAAGCAUUUGUUUGGACAUUCUGCAAAAUCAGUGGAGCCCAAUCUAUGAUGUAGCAGCUAUACUCACCUCUAUUCAGUCGUUGCUGUGCGACCCGAAUCCAAACUCCCCUGCUAAUUCUGAAGCUGCUAGGAUGUUUAGCGAGAAUAAGCGCGAGUACAACAGGAGAGUGCGUGAAAUCGUGGAACAGAGCUGGACUGCCGAUUAGCAACAAAAUGGUUGUCGACGAACAGAAAACAUAGUCGUCGAGUCGAGUUGCUUGUGUGCAUGAUAUUGUACACCUGGGAAGAAAACCGAUUUGUUGCUUAACUUGCGUAUUAUGUGAAAUACUUGCUUGGUUUAUAAGAAAGAUGAAACACUACUUUAGUCUAUUUCAAUUUUAUCUGCUCUGGUUUUUGCA